Messenger RNA from Erigeron canadensis, 1437 nucleotides. Its product is annotated as probable protein phosphatase 2C 27. The record is from RefSeq and is a predicted model, not a curated record. The coding region runs from base 76 to 1248 and encodes 390 amino acids. Gene Ontology annotation, molecular function: protein serine/threonine phosphatase activity; cation binding. Gene Ontology annotation, biological process: protein dephosphorylation. NCBI's taxonomy places the organism in Eukaryota, Viridiplantae, Streptophyta, Magnoliopsida, Asterales, Asteraceae. The transcript has 5 exons.
AAAGUUUGUUAUUGGUAUAGAUAUUUAAUUUUUGUAUGUAAGAAAAAGGAAAUAAUAAUAAUAUUAAUUAUAAUAAUGGCUGCGGGGACUGAAUUUUAUGUGAUGUUAGAAAGUGGUUUUAAUAAUAAUAAUAAUAACAAUAACAAUAUAGAUAAUGAUGAUGUUGAAAUGUUACGAAAUUCGGACCAAUUGAAACAAAUGGGGACAAGGAAACCUCCUAGGCAUUUGUCCGGUGGUGGUGUUCGACAUAGUAUAAGCACUGCAAUGCUUCUACAAUCCGCUAAUCCGGACUUAGGCUUCGGAGUUGUUACCAUGAAGCCUGUGACGGAUGGAAAAUCUGAAUUUGUCCCCAUGAUCCGAUCGGGUAGUUGUGCAGAAAAAGGCCCAAAGCAAUAUAUGGAGGACGAACAUAUAUGUAUAGACAACCUUGUUGAAUAUUUGGAUGCAAGAGAAAGUUUCCCUUCCCCUGGAGCUUUCUAUGGGGUUUUUGAUGGACAUGGUGGUACUGAUGCGGCAACCUAUGUUAGACAGAACAUAUUAAACUUCAUUGUUGAAGACUCUCAAUUCCCAGUUUGUUUGGAGAAGUCGAUACAUAAUGCUUUUGUGAAAGCUGAUCAUGCAUUUGCUGACAACACAUCUCUUGACAUCUCAUCGGGGACCACUGCUUUAACUGCCCUUGUAUUUGGAAGAAUGAUCGUAGUGGCAAAUGCUGGUGAUUGUCGAGCCGUAUUAGGAAAACGAGGUAGGGCGAUCGAACUAUCAAAAGACCACAAACCCAAUUGUCCAUCUGAGAGACUAAGAAUAGAACAGCUCGGUGGAGCUAUAUACGAUGGUUACCUAAACGGUCAGUUAUCAGUGGCUAGGGCUCUGGGCGAUUGGCACAUGAAAGGCCCCAAAGGCUCCACCAGCCCCUUAAGUGCUGAGCCAGAGCUGCAACAAAUCCUAUUGACCGAAGAUGAUGAGUUUCUAAUUAUUGGAUGUGAUGGUCUCUGGGACGUUAUGAGCAGCCAAUGUGCAGUGUCAAUAACCAGAAAAGAAUUGAUGGUUCAUAAUGAUCCAGAAAGAUGCUCAAGAGAACUGGUUCGUGAAGCUCUAAAAAGGAAUACUUGUGAUAACUUAACUGUGAUUGUCAUCUGUUUUUCGUCUGAUCCCCCUCCAAGGAUUGAGAUACCUCAAACACGAGUCAGGAGGAGUAUAUCAGCAGAAGGCCUAAAUUUUCUCAAAGGCGUAUUGGAUGGUAACACAUGAUAGGUUGGUAGAAAAAUAUUUGAGCUCGAUUCGUGUAAGAAUUUAUUGUUAUUUUUUCUUUUUUGGGUAUUAAUUUGCUAAAUUAUGUACAUUGUUGUUGUAUUGAUGGAUAGGACUCUUUAAACUGUUAACCCAUUGUUAAUAUUCCAUGGUUUGUUCUAAAUUUACAUGAUUAGUGAUUUUUUUGUA